GUCAAUUGCCCAUUCUAUAUCAAGUGUUAAUUACUUACUGUUAUCUCGUGGUUGGACUCUAUAUUACGAUUUGUCGUCGUUUCAAUUUUUUCAUCAAACUAGAUAUCGAUAAGAGCUGGAUUUCAAAGUCACGAGUUGGUGCAGAAUAUAGGGACGGUUUGACCAGAUUCUUAGAUUUUGCAUUUUCCAAUGCAUCAUCUGAUGGGAUGAUACGUUGUCCAUGUCCGAAGUGUGGUUUCCGCCUCUUACAAAAUAGAGAGGAUGCGUUCGAUCACUUGGUGAUCAACCCUUUCCCGUCUACUUACACAUUUUGGAUCCAUCACGGUGAGAGACGCGAGGUCGAGCCCUCUUCUGACCGACAAGAAGAUCAAUCUGAACAACAUUUGAACGCUCCGAUGCUUGAUAUGGUCCACGAUGCAUUCAACUUCUCAGGACUUCCUGGUCCCGAAGACGACUCGGAGAAUGAACCGGACAACGGCCCUAUGGAUGAGUUGCCUAACUUAUACAAUGAACCUAGUCGAGAGACCCGCAACUUUCACGACCUACUCGAAGACGGGGAGCAGAAGUUAUACCCAGGAUGUACAAAGUUCUCUAAGUUGUCCUUCUUGGUGAGGCUCUAUCACAUUAAGUCCAUGUGCGGAGUGAGCGAUAAGGCCUUCGGAAUGAUAUUGGAAUUGCUCGCGGACGCGUUUGAGCAUGCCCGGAUUCCAUCUACUGUGCACGAUGCCAAAAAAGUUAUAAGAAAACUCGGUCUCGAGUACAAGAAGAUAGAUGCAUGUCCAAAUGACUGCAUGCUAUACCAGGGCAACGACCAAGAGCUGACCAAAUGCAAGCAGUGUGGGACAUCGAGAUGGAAGCAUAAGACUAAGAAGAACUCUAUGGUGAGGAUCAAGACGGUUGUCAAGAAGAACGGCAAACCACAAGCGGCGAAGAUUCUUCGUUACUUCCCCCUUAUUCCACGAUUGCAGAGGUUAUAUAUGUCUAGUAAAACAGCCGUUGACAUGCUGUGGCAUAAGAGAAGUCCUAACUCUGAUGGUAUGUAUAGGCAUCCAAGGGACGCCGAGGCAUGGAAGUCAUUUGACGUACGAUAUCCCGACUUCUCUCGUGAUCCGCGUAGUGUUCGCCUAGCAUUAGCUAGCGAUGGCUUUAACCCUUUUGGGAACAUGAGCUCGAAGUACUCAAUUUGGCCAGUGGUUCUUAUCCCGUAUAACAUGCCGCCUUGGAUUUGCAUGAAACCCACUUCGUUCAUCCUCUCUAUGAUUAUUGCUGGUCCUAAAAUGCCUGGAAAUGACAUAGACGUGUACCUAGAGCCGUUGAUCAACGAGUUGAAGCAAUUAUGGAGGGGUGUUGAAACUUAUGAUGCAGUUGAGAAAAAAACCUUCAAGAUGCAAGCUGUGUUGAUGUGGACAAUCAGUGAUUUUCCAGGGUUGGGGAACUUAUCUGGGUGGAACACGUACGGUGGGAGAGCUUGUCCUGCGUGCAAUUUGGAUGCUGAAACUAACCGCCUUACACACAGCCAGAAAUGGUGUUUCAUGGGUCAUCGUCGCUUUCUCAAUCAUGAACACAAAUACAGAAAAGACCGGUACUCCUUUGAUGGAAAGUUAGAGGAUAGAGGUCCGCCGAUUAGAGUCUCUGGUAGAGACAUUCUCGGGCAGUUAGAGGGUGUGCAUGUCCAAUUUGGCAAGGUGCAAUCGGUUACGGGGAAAAGGACACGCGGACAGCAAACUCCCAUGCAAGACGAGACUCCUUGGAAGAAGAGGAGUAUAUUCUUUGAGCUGCCAUAUUGGGAGAACAAUGAAUUGCGUCACAACCUUGAUGUCAUGCACAUAGAGAAGAAUGUCUGCGACAACAUUGUAUUCACCAUAAUGAACGAGAAAGGUAAGUCUAAAGACCAUAUUAAAGCUCGAAGAGACCUCCAGUCGAUGGGAAUCAAGCAUGAUUUGUGGCCACGGGAAGAUGGAAAGUACCCAUCUGCCAUCUUCACCAUGACCAAUUCACAGAAGGAGCUCUUUCUACGGACUAUCAAGAACGUAGUCUUUCCAGAUGGAUACGCUAGCAACAUUUCCCGCUGCGUGGAUUUACGACAGCGCAAGUUGUCGGGGCUGAAAAGCCACGACUAUCACAUUCUAAUGGAAUAUCUACUUCCAAUCGCGUUAAGGAAUGCAUUGCCUCUCCAAGUGUCUUCUGUCCUGGCGGAUUUGUCAUCUUUUUUUCGUCGAUUAUGCAGCAAAUCCAUAGACCCUCAACAACUUCCUCUCCUUCAGAGUCACGUGGUUCAUACUCUGUGUCGUAUGGAGACGAUUUUCCCUCCUUCUUUCUUCACAGUGAUGGUUCACUUGACAGUGCAUCUGGUCGAGGAGGUGCGUCUCGGUGGGCCAAUGCAUUAUCGGUGGAUGUACCCAAUUGAACGGUAAUUAUCAAACAAAAUUAUUAAUUUUGCCAUUAAUUAGUGCUUAUGACACGUGUUAUAUUCCCAAAGGUACCUAUGUCGUCUCAAGCAGUACGUGCGUAACAGAUCACAACCAGAGGGCUCAAUUGCAGAGGGAUACUUAUCCGAAGAGAUUCUCGUAUUCUGUUCAAGGUACUUAGAUAAUGUUGAGAGUAGGAUUAAUCGACCAUCCCAUGUUGACGAUCGACCGCGUGAAGUCAUGCCUGAUGAGAGUGCAACCAUGUUCCCAGAGGUUGGAAAGGCGGUCGGGGCUGCUUCUUUUUACACCCUCACACCAACUGAAAAAUUACAAGCUCACCGUCACGUAUUGGUCAAUUGCCUGGCCGUGGAAAAAUAUCUUGAGUAAGUGCAUUUGAAAGUAUCUACUUCGUAUUGAUUUUCUAUGGUUGGAGAACCUGACGUGACAUUUUUGUGACGUUUGUAGUGAGUUUAGGGCGAUCACAAAGAGAAAGUUACGAAGUAAGACAAGGUCAGAGUCUAAGAUAGACAAUGUUGUGCACAGAGAAUUUUCUGAUUGGUUCAAUCGUAAGGUUACAUUGGAAAGCAGCAUGCACCCAAACGAAUUGCAGUGGCUUGCAUGUGGGCCCAAUGUUCAAGUUAGCCGCUAUACAUCCUACAACGUAAAUGGAUUUAAGUUCAGAACCCUAUCGAGAGAGGAAGGGUCGAAAACCCAAAAUAGUGGGGUGUAUGUCACUUCUGACACUAGGAGUUACGCAAGCAAGCGCGAUAGUAAUGUUGCCGUUGGUAGCGUCUCGUAUUACGGAAAGCUGAUGGACAUCAUUGAGCUAAAUUACAGUGGUCAAUUCACAGUCGUCUUGUUUAGAUGUAUCUGGGCAAACACCACAUCUGGCAGAGGUAUAAAAAGGGACUCUUUGGGACACACAGUGGUUAACUUCUCUCAUCCAAUUCAUACCGGUGAUCGAGAAGAUGAUGAACCUUAUAUUCUUGCCUCUGAGGCUCGCCUAGUGUACUAUGUUGAGGAUGACGCUGAUAAAGAAUGGAGCGUGGUAAUCCAUGUGAACCCAAGGGACAUGUUUGAAAUGGGUGAAGAUAUAGGACAAUGUAAUUUCGAAUUUUCUCCCCAACCGAUCCUGACUGGGUUGGCUGAGUUUGACAUCGAAAGUUUGUCAUUGAGACGGGACACCGAUUUGGAGGAACCAACCACUGAUGCCAUCGAUAAUUGCGACGAGGCUGCCUAUAUAUAGAUGUAUUCAGAUACUAAUUCUGGACAUGUGCGCUAUUUUUAUAGUGUAUAUCACCGUUGAGGGUUAUAAGAUUGCAUAAAUAUUAAUUAGCAACUAGCAUAUAAUAGAUUCUUAGAAAUUGGAUACACCUGAUGUAUAUUCCUAUUUAUUUACAAGUAAUUUACCUGGAGAAUGUGAUUUUUUAAACAUAUGUAUUGCUCAAUUUAUUUAAUCAAUUAAGAUGUUACUAGAUUGUAAUUGACCCUAUAUAUUGACUCAUCU
Messenger RNA from Arachis duranensis, 3915 nucleotides. RefSeq lists its product as uncharacterized. NCBI's taxonomy places the organism in Eukaryota, Viridiplantae, Streptophyta, Magnoliopsida, Fabales, Fabaceae. The transcript is spliced from 2 exons. The record is from RefSeq and is a predicted model, not a curated record. The coding region runs from base 207 to 2414 and encodes 735 amino acids.